UCUCUCUCUCUAACUUUCCCCUUAAUAUUUGGCUUCAGCUAGGGUUUCCUCUUUGAAAACAACAGAAGAAUCCCAAUAAUUGAAAAUCUUCUUCAGAUUCAUCUCCCCAAUAAAGAGAGAAACAAAGAAGAUUAAACCAUUCUGCGUAGAUAUCAAGGGGAACUUUUUCUUGUUGCUCCAUCAGAAGAAAAAUCAGGGGAAGUUAACCAAAUAUGGCAUCAUCGUACUCAAACUACAUAAACUCACCGUGCGCGGCAUGCAAAUUCCUCCGGCGGAGAUGCACAUCAGACUGCGUGUUCGCACCAUACUUUCCUCCAGACGAACCUACAAAGUUUGCGAACGUCCACCGUAUAUUCGGGGCUAGCAACGUGAGCAAGAUUCUCCACGAGGUGGCGCCACAUCAACGAGAAGACACGGUGAACUCGCUGGCUUACGAGGCGGAGGCACGGCUAAAUGAUCCAGUGUACGGCUGCGUUGGGGCCAUCUCGGUGCUCCAAAGACAAGUCUUGAAGCUGCAAAGGGAACUAGAGGAGACGAAUGCUGAUCUCAUGAGGUACGCUAGUUCUCUUGGUGGUGAAAUGACGUCGAAUUAUGGAGGACAGAGAGGUUGACUGGUCAAUUAGUCAUCAUCACUCUUUGGAAGAAUUAGCGGCGGAGAAGUAUAAAGGGACAGUGAACGGUUGAUGUGAUGAGUGAGGAUAUCUUCGUAUGUGUGUGUAUGUUUUUUCUACGUUUAUACUUAUACACGUGUAAUUUGAAUUGUAUUACAUGGGAGGUCAAAGGAUGCUUUUGAAUACGUUGAAUAAGUAACUGAUGUGCGUAUGAAUGGAUGUACGCGGUUGUGUUGGGUGCUUAAUAUUAAUUUUCAAGUCA
Molecule: messenger RNA, 873 nt
Organism: Brassica oleracea var. oleracea
Lineage: Eukaryota; Viridiplantae; Streptophyta; Magnoliopsida; Brassicales; Brassicaceae
Product: LOB domain-containing protein 25-like
Exons: 2
Coding region: 213-611 (132 amino acids)
Source: RefSeq, a predicted model, not a curated record